AGCUCCGAUCAGGUCACAGUGCGUCGCUCCAGUCCCGCAAACUUCCUCUGCGUGGAUCAGCGUUGGACUUUCUCUUCACCAACCCACGGAUUUAUCUGGACACUUUUUAUUCCUUCUGGAGAAACUAUUUCACACCCCUGAAUGAUGUUUUCGCCGCAUUUCGGAGCUCCUCUGUCUCUGAAGUUUCUGCAGACCAUCUCAUCUCGUUUUGCUGCCUCCAGUGUUUACAUCCCAGCCGGGUUUAAAUGCAGGAGAAACUUUAAGACGUUGUUUCGGAGCGGGUGUAGCGCUGGUUGGAGCAGAGAUGCGUAAUGCGCAGAGAAAACUGGGUCUCCACUCCGAAUAGGAAGCGAGCAAGACCCGAAAAUGUCUAAGCCGGAGGUGAAGAAGGAGUCCGGGGAGUCCAGCCCGCUGGAGGCGGCCUGCCUCUGCUCUCCUCCGGCGGCCAAGAACCAGUGCGCCAGCUGCGGCUUGGAGAUCCAAGACCGCUACCUGCUGAAGGUGAACAACCUGAACUGGCAUCUGGGCUGCUUGGAGUGUUCGGUCUGCAGAGCGUCGCUGCGCCAACACAGCAGCUGCUACGUCAAAAACAAAGAAAUAUUCUGCAAACUGGAUUAUUUCAGUAGGUUCGGCACCAAGUGCGCCCAGUGCGGCCGGCAGGUGUUCGCCAGCGACUGGGUGCGGCGGGCGCGGGGCAGCGUCUACCACCUGGCCUGCUUUGCCUGCUUCUCCUGCAAGAGGCAGCUGUCGACCGGGGAGGAGUUCGGCCUGGUGGAGGGCCGGGUGCUCUGCCGCAGCCACUACGACAUCAUGCUGGAAAACCUCCGCAGGGCCGCAGAGAACGGGACAGGUCUGACUCUGGAAGGAGCGCUGCCGUCGGAUCAGGACUGCCAACCCAAACCAGCCAAGAGGGCGCGGACGUCCUUCACGGCUGAGCAGCUGCAGGUCAUGCAGACGCAGUUUGCUCAGGACAACAACCCCGACGCUCAGACGCUGCAGAAACUGGCAGAAAUGACGGGACUCAGCAGGAGAGUGAUACAGGCAGGUUUGGUUCCAGAACUGCCGUGCCCGACACAAAAAGCAGCCGCCGCUGCAGAGCAGCAGCUUCCCUCAGAGCGCGCCGCUGUCCAGGAUGCCGCCGUCACUGCCAGAGGAUCUCCACUACUCCUCGUUCAGCAGCCCGGACCGACCGCACCUCCUCGCUCUGCACGGAUACCUGGACGCUCACCCCUUCUCCGUACUCGCCGCCCCCGGACACUUGACUCAUCCCUCCAUCGCUCUGCCGCAGCUUCCCAUCAGCCGCUGACCCGUCACCGCCCUGAUGAUGUCACGGACGCCUGUCGCCACGGUUACCUCCAUUUUCAGCUGGCUGUCAGACUGUUGAGCUGAACUGUGGUGAAACAUUCAAGCAAACAUUGGGAAUAUUUUUUUUUCUCUUUGUUCUAAACGAAGCACAGAAGACUACUCGUUUUUGCGUAAAAAAUUUUUCACUUUCUUCCUGUUCGUAUGUCAGGCGGUUUCAAACGGCAGAGCGGAGGAGCAUUGUAGCAGUACGACGGAGAAACCUCAGCUUCUUUUUUCACGAUCAGCACAUUUUGCAGCUUUAAUGUUGUUGGUUGUUGUGCUGUUGUCAGAAAAACAGGAACUCUUAUUUAUUCAGAUCAAAACCUCUUGUUUUUGAAGCACUUUUAAAGUGUGUGUGUAAAUAAACCGCAUCAGAUCUGCCACCAGGUUUAUUUAAUGAGCAAAACGGAGACUGAUUUCAUGUGUGUGUGUUUUGAAGGUCAUAGAAGAAGAAAAAACAGAAUAUAGAGUCAGAUUGUACCUGCUGUGACUGUCAGUUGGACCUCAACAUCCUGGUCAUUAAACCAAUUCAAAACGCGUCACUUACAGGAAAUACGAUCAAUCAAUUAAAUCCAAAUUCAGUUAAAGUGUUGCCAUCGAUUUGUGUUUCAUUCAGGCCUUUAUGAGCUCAUUUAAGAUGCAUUACCUGCUGCUGUUAUUCAGACCUUAGAGGCAUUUUAAUGAUAUUAUUUGGUUUUGAUGUUCCAAUAUGGAUCAAUAUUUCUUUUCAUUUGUUCAAACCCUGAAAAACAGACCAGAAACUGAAACAAGAGCUAAAAAAAUGUGUUUCUUUAUUGAGAAAACUAAAUGAAAAAUGAAAAUGGAAUCAGUUUGUAAAUAAUUUACGUGUCAUUUAUUUGAUAGAUUAAGACAUGAAAAAUAAAAACCCAGCAAGGCCUUCAAAUUUAUGUUUUUAUACUUUAGUGGUUAAAAUUUAUGACUCUAGACAUUUACACUGCAAAAGCACAAAAUCAUACCACGUAUUUUACCAAUUGCAAAUAUCUCAGUACACUUAAUUCCUUAUUAUUGAUAAAAAAUUCUACUUUUUCAUAUAUAGUAAGAAAUUAUUAAGGAAUAACAAUCAGAAAAGUUACCUGUAAAUUAGUUUUGACUUGUUUAAACUGUACUACGACGUUUUCACUAGACAGUAGACCAAAAAUAUAUAGGCAGUGUAUAUAGGCAGCAUCAAAAAUAAUAAAAUGAGUAAAAUGUCAAAGUUCAAAUGAGACAACAGGGGAGGCUAGAAGUUAUACCCUCUUUUUCUAUUUUUAUACUCAA
This is a messenger RNA of Xiphophorus maculatus (southern platyfish), 2622 nucleotides long. RefSeq names its product LIM/homeobox protein Lhx6-like (gene lhx6b). Gene Ontology annotation, biological process: neuron differentiation; forebrain neuron development; regulation of transcription by RNA polymerase II. Gene Ontology annotation, molecular function: DNA-binding transcription factor activity, RNA polymerase II-specific; RNA polymerase II transcription regulatory region sequence-specific DNA binding. NCBI's taxonomy places the organism in Eukaryota, Metazoa, Chordata, Actinopteri, Cyprinodontiformes, Poeciliidae. Gene Ontology annotation, cellular component: nucleus. Bases 367 to 1389 code for a protein of 340 amino acids. The record is from RefSeq and is a predicted model, not a curated record. The transcript is spliced from 9 exons.